Molecule: messenger RNA, 1502 nt
Organism: Alternaria rosae
Lineage: Eukaryota; Fungi; Ascomycota; Dothideomycetes; Pleosporales; Pleosporaceae
Exons: 2
Coding region: 1-1416 (471 amino acids)
Source: RefSeq, a predicted model, not a curated record
AUGACGGAUGCAAAUGGCGCUCCGCGUAGGGUUUCAAUGGCCUACAUCCUAGGCUUUAGUGACAAGCCGUACAAGGAAGUAAAGCCACCCGCACCUCCGCCCCCGCCGCAAUCUAGAAAGCCCGGACAAUCUGCUACCAUAAUGUCUAGCCCUGGUCGUAUCGUAGAGUGGACCGCGAGUGACGGACGAAAAGGCAGACUCACAGGCACCGGUAAACCACGACUUACUGCAGCCAGCCUUGCGAAGGUACAUUCUGAACAACGGCCGGCAAAGGAGCUACCAGGCGCGAAGGGUACCCCAAAGAAAGCAGCUUCGACCAAGCCCGCUACCGAUGGAGAUAACCUGUGGGGCAACAAUGAUUGGGGUAACACCGAUGCAAAGAGCCAAUCGAAGAAAUCGAGCUCGAAGAAGACCUCAAGUAACAAAGGUGAUGCAUGGGUCGUGCAGGAAUCGGGCAAUGACGCAAGCGAUCCAUUUGCAGCCACCUGGAGCACUACUCCAGAUGCUACAGGCGACAACGACAACAAAGAGAAGAAAGAUGAACCCGCAGCACUUUGGGAAGCUAUGACUGUCCCGGAGAACAACACAGUCGCAGAAGAUAACGAUAAGAAGGAUGGAGAUUUAAAUGGAUGGACUAAAGAGCAAGAUGAAAAGCUCAUACUAAUGAAGACUGAGACUUCGAAGACUUGGGCUCAGAUGGGCGAAGAAAUCGGUGGUAAGACGAAGCAAGAUUGCCAGGACCGUUUCAAAGACAUCCAACCGGAGGGAUAUAAGGCCAACGAGGUCAACAAAGGGGGUGGGGGCAAGAAGGGGAAGAAGGGGAAGAACGCAGAUCAAAAUGAUGGAAAGAACAAUAAAGAUGAGAGGAAAGAGAAAGAGAAGAAGGAAGAAGCUGCAGGUGAAGUUGAAGCUUGGGAGACCCAGGGUGGAUGGGGCCCUGGCGCCACCACAAGUGGUGGAGACGGCGCGAAUGAUGCUGCUCCGGGCUGGGAUAACUUCGGUGGAAACACCUGGAAUACAGACACGAAUAACAACCAGAACAACAACAUCGGCGGCGGUAUCGGAGGCGACCAGUGGACUGCAAGCGCUCCAGCACAGAAAGCCCCUUCAAACAAAGCGCCCCCGCAAGCCCCCUCUAAGCCCAAUGCCAAUAACAAGAAGAAUAACAGCAACAACACCCACCUCAUCACCGCUCGUCCUCUCGAACUCGAAGUCAAGCCUGACGAUACUUUCUCCGCCGACGACUUACGUCUAGUCGCUCGCAUCUUACAACAAGAUUGCUCAAUGGUAUGGAAUAGGGUUAGCUGGCGAUUCAGGGACAAGACAGGUAGGACGCUUCAUCCUGAUGAGUUCGAGAAGAAGAUUACUGGGCGUCUAGAGGGCAAGGGCAGCGAGGAGGCUGAGCGGAGGCGGUAGGACUGUGACGAGGUGAUGAUGGAAGGUCACGCGUGACAUUUGUCAUGAAGCACUCCAAAGGUCAGGAGAGCAGUCGAAUGAACUCG